AUGACCAAUGUUAUGCCAGGGGACAGUCCCUUCGUCACGUGGGACCAAUUCCAGUCCGCUAUGAGUGUGAUUAGAACUGUAAUAGGGGGAACCGUGAAAUCCGGCGCAACGACUCCCAUACUACCAGAAGAUGGCAGUACUAUGCCGGCCUUUCUGCUGCGCAUCGAGCGCCGGUACACCCAGAUGGGAUUGGAACCGCGCGAGUGGGGAAAUGCACUUAUAGACCACCUUGUGGGCCGGGCUCUAAUGUAUUGGAUGUAUCUACGGAGAACUAUCGACCUAAGCGACUGGGCGACAGUACAGCGCAGGCUUCUGGAGCGGUUUGACAGAACAAUGUCGCAGAGUCAAUUGUUAACGGAGUUGGCUAAA
Messenger RNA from Eimeria necatrix, 369 nucleotides. RefSeq lists its product as hypothetical. The transcript has a single exon. The record is from RefSeq and is a predicted model, not a curated record. The annotation marks the transcript as partial. Lineage: Eukaryota; Apicomplexa; Conoidasida; Eucoccidiorida; Eimeriidae.